UCCGAUGGGAACGUAGACUGUACUGGCGUAUCAUGGAUUGACACGUCGCGAACGACACCGUCUUUGGGCCGUACUCUACACGAAUAGUUGGAGCCCAAGAAAACUUUCAAGUCCUGGUCCAACGUUUUUGUACGACGUCGUUCAUAGCCAAAAAGAUUUGCUGGUUAGCUCCCUUCUGUUUCAUGAAUUCAAUGAUUAGGGUUAGGGUUUUCCGGCGAAACAAUUACAGUGGAGAACGACGUCGUUGCGCCAAUCGGAUCCAUUCCAUUCCAGAUUUUCACCGCUUUUUUUAGCGAUCAAUUUGGUAAAGAACGAUCAUGGUGGGAUUCAAGAACAGGUACAUGGUUGUGGAAGUUUUCUUGGAUCCCAAUAGAGACCUUGUGGGAGACGAUCCCAUUAUCAUAACCCAAUUCAAUGUCUCAAAGGCAAUCAAAGACAGCAUUCUUGUGAACUUUGGAGAGUGUGGUCUUGCUUCGUCGCUUGGGUCGUUCCAAGUAAAGUAUGUGAAUCCCAUUACGAAGGUUUGCAUUAUUAGAGCCUCAAGGGAGGAGUACCAAAAGGUUUGGUCUUCGAUUACCAUGGUUAGGAGUAUUGGAAAUUGCCCUGUGCUAUUCAACUUAUUGGACCUAAGUGGAAGCAUAAAGGCUUGUAAAAACGCAGCCUUGAAGUGCGAUGAGCUGAAAUUUGAACAGUACAAACUUAUAGUUGGGGCUCGUCUCUCAGCUGAUGCUACUCAGCAGAUGCAAAACUGUCUUGAUAAGAUCAAAGUUUUGGAGCACUAAAGUACUGCCUCUGUGGUGACCUACGGCUCGAUCAUAGUUGUAUGAUAGUUUGUGCCUUUUGAUCUCAAUUUGCUUUCUCUUUCUGACUAUGUAAAUCUUUCUCUCAAUUAUUGUCUAUUGAGUACUAUUUGGAAGAUGGUUGCAAAUUUGAUAUUUGAUUGGGCUAACCUAGUACAGACAUCUGAUUGAAUCAACUUUAUAUACCAACUUAGUACGUCAUGGAAUUAACCAUUUUUAGAUGCAUUUUUCAGUUCAAGUU
This is a messenger RNA of Corylus avellana, 1041 nucleotides long. RefSeq names its product putative ribonuclease P/MRP protein subunit POP5. Lineage: Eukaryota; Viridiplantae; Streptophyta; Magnoliopsida; Fagales; Betulaceae. Gene Ontology annotation, molecular function: ribonuclease P RNA binding. Gene Ontology annotation, biological process: tRNA 5'-leader removal. Gene Ontology annotation, cellular component: nucleolus; multimeric ribonuclease P complex; ribonuclease MRP complex. The record is from RefSeq and is a predicted model, not a curated record.